Durusdinium trenchii is the source of this 1329-nucleotide messenger RNA. The record is from the annotation of a GenBank genome assembly. Lineage: Eukaryota; Dinophyceae; Suessiales; Symbiodiniaceae.
AUGGACUUGGAUGCCUUCCGCAAGUCCCUUCGUGUCGCUCUUGAACCGUACAGUACACGAGGUGAUCUUUCUCGAAGCACUAUUGAGAGACUGUUGCGAGGCUUCAUUGAGGAGAGCUUGCAUGGCCGUUUGAAUGACGUGAUUCAGGAGCUGGAGCAUCGACCGGGCUGCAUUAGCUUGAAUGCCUUUAUUGAAUGGGUCUGUUCGUCACCGGGUCAGGGGAGCACUUCAAGCAGCCUACAACUUCCAGCAGCUCUUGGAAGAUCGACGUCAAGCUCAAAAGACAAAUUUCAGCAUGCGAGAAGCACACUCAAGAAGGUGCAAUGUUUCCGCACGAAGGAGCAGUCUAUGCUACUGGGUGUCAGCAUCAAGUUUCUUGCCAGCGACUUCUUGGCCGAGGUGGAAGAGCACUUUGGGAACGGAUCUGAUCCCAACUACCAUGAGAUCAACCCAGUGAUGCUUCAUGGGCCCAAAGCUCGAGGUUUUGGACUCCAAUGCCCCAGAGACAGAGGGUUUGGAACCAGCUAUGUGGAUGCCUUGGAUGAGAUCCACACGGGCCCUGCCACAGUAAUGCUCUCCUGGGUCUGGAAAUACUCAGUUCGGACUGUGGUGACUGCCUUGGUGCGGUGGUGUGCGCGAACUUCACGGGACCCGCCAUUCACCUAUGUGUGGCAAUGCGCUUUGUGCAACAAUCAAUUCAGAGUGGCAGAAAAGCGUGCAAGAAAUGAGAAUGAGGACUUUGAUACCUUUCGCACAGUUUUUGAAGAGAGGGUUCACUGCACUGGCCACAUUUUGGCCUUGCUUUCACCCUGGCACGGCCCAAUGUACACAACACGGAUCUGGUGCGUCUUCGAGCUUUGGGUUGCCUGCCAAAAUCAAGAUGUGAAGCUAGAGGUGAUCCUCUCGGAGCAAGCUGAAAAGGAGUUUCAUCGCGCUUUGUCAGCAGAUGGAGUGGUGAGUGUCUGGAAGGCUUUUGGUAACGUGCAAAUCCAAAAGGCAAAGGCUUCUGUGCCAGCAGACCGGUCAAACAUCAUGCGGCUCGUGGAACCGAAUAUGACAAUCGAUGACUGCAAUUCUUCGGACAGAGUGAACAAGUUGAAUCAGGUGGUGGUACAGCGCUUGCAGGCUUGGUGUACUGAGGCGGCUGCCCAAUUUGCAGAAAGCUGCUUGGAGGACAAUGUGGCUGUGCAACCAAAGGCUUGUGCCAAUACAGCCUGGCUGUUGAUGGAGGCGAAUGACUGGCAUAGAGCCAUGGCACUUUUGGUGCAAGGUCGCCAGGCAUUAAGUCGCCUCGGAAAAACGGGGUCUUUGGAAGAGCCUUGUUUAUGA